CCCUUUACCCGGUUGUCGAUGCAACGCUUCAUAAAAUCUGAGACGAGCUUUUCAACUUGUGACGGCUGAGCUCUGGUUCAAGUGAAGCUGACUAUGGCAAAAAAGCUCAUGCAUGCCCUUCAAUACAAUGCUUAUGGUGGAGGUCCUUCAGGCUUAAAGCAUGUUGAAGUUCCGGUUCCCACUCCAAAUAAAGAUGAAGUGUUGAUGAAAUUGGAGGCAGCGAGUCUAAAUCCAUUUGAUUGGAAAGUUCAGAAAGGCAUGAUUUGGCCUUUGCUGCCUCGCAAGUUUCCACAUAUACCUGGCACUGAUCUGGCGGGAGAGGUUGUAGAGGUUGGACCAGAAGUCAAAAAUUUCAAAGCCGGUGACAAAGUUGUAGCCAUGGUUAACCCUCUUAGUGGAGGUGGCCUAGCUGAGCUAACCGUGACAAAGGAGAGCUUGACUGUUGCAAGGCCACCCGAAGUUUCAGCAGCCACUGCUGUAGGAUUACCUGUUGCUGGUCUCACAGCUCACCAGGCACUCUGUCAGUCUGCUGGAGUCAAGCUUGAUGGAAGUGGCCAACAAGCAAACAUUCUGAUCACAGCCGCCUCAGGCGGUGUAGGUCACUAUGCGGUUCAAUUGGCAAAGCUUGGGAACACUCACGUGACAGCCACUUGUGGUGCACGCAACAUUGAAUUCGUCAAGAGCCUAGGGGCUGAUGAGGUUCUCGACUACAAGACUCCAGAAGGAGCUGCUCUGAAGAGUCCAUCUGGACGGAAAUAUGAUGCCGUGAUCCAUUGUGCUACAGGCAUUCCUUGGUCAACUUUUGAACCUAAUUUAAGUGCAAGUGGUAAGGUAAUAGAUAUUACUCCUGGCCUCAGUGCAGUGAUGAGUUUUGCUGUAGGAAAGCUUACCUUUUCCAAGAAGCAACUAGUGCCACUGCUCCUAGCUCCCAAGGCCGAGAACCUGGUUUACCUUCUGAAGUUGGUUAGAGAAGGGAAGCUCAAGACAGUAAUCGACUCCAAGUAUCCCCUGACCAAGGCUGAAGAUGCUUGGGCUAAGAGUAUUGAUGGUCAUGCUACAGGAAAGAUAAUUGUGGAGGCUUAGUAGGUGUAUCUUGUACUUGAAAUUGCCCAAUUUUAUCGUUUUAUGAAGUUAAAUGGGAUGGUUGUGUAUAUGAGCUAUAUGGAUGUGCCGCAUGGUCCUACUGUGAGUUGCUGUAAAUGAUGAUGCUUUGAGAUUCCUCUCCA
Messenger RNA from Rosa rugosa (rugosa rose), 1226 nucleotides. RefSeq names its product chloroplast envelope quinone oxidoreductase homolog. Gene Ontology annotation, molecular function: oxidoreductase activity. The record is from RefSeq and is a predicted model, not a curated record. The transcript is spliced from 4 exons. The coding region runs from base 94 to 1083 and encodes 329 amino acids. NCBI's taxonomy places the organism in Eukaryota, Viridiplantae, Streptophyta, Magnoliopsida, Rosales, Rosaceae.